This is a messenger RNA of Punica granatum (pomegranate), 1452 nucleotides long. Lineage: Eukaryota; Viridiplantae; Streptophyta; Magnoliopsida; Myrtales; Lythraceae. The record is from RefSeq and is a predicted model, not a curated record.
AUGACUAUGACAAUACAAAUCGUUUUCUACCAAAGAAUUCGUAUCCGAAGACAAAACAUACCUCUUCCUGCGCAUUUCUCCUUCCGGAGUCACCCACUCCAUGUCGGACUGACCACCACCCCGCAACCCCUACCGCCACUGCCCAAGCAUAACCGCUGGCUCGUCACCCUCCUGAUCACAAUCUUUCUCCCUGUGUUCGCGGCUGUUGUCAUCUACCAAUAUGAGUCCUCCGAUCCCGCCGAGCUACCCAUCCAUGAGAUAACCAGCCGCCCUGCGGCAACAGCACCAAGGGUGAACAGCCACAUGUUGGAGGGCUCCGAGCGGCUGGGCGAGGGAAAACUGCUGGGCCCAGAAGACUUGGCAUACGACCCCGAAUCGGGCCUGAUCUACACGGGCUGUGAUGACGGAUGGAUCAAGCGAGUCAGGGUGAACGACUCGGUGGUGGAGGAUUGGGUCAACACGGGUGGCCGGCCCCUCGGGCUCGCUCUCGGUCGGCAUGGUGAACUUAUUGUGGCGGACACCGAAAAGGGACUUCUGAGAGUGAGUGAAAAUGGUAGUGUGGAGUUGUUGACAGAUGAGGCGGAGGGUGUGAAGUUUAAGCUGACGGACGGCGUGGACGUCGCGGAAGAUGGGAUCAUAUACUUCACUGACGCUUCUUACAAGUACCGCCUCAAAGAUUUCUUCUCGGACCUACUAGAGGGUAGGCCCCACGGCCGGUUCAUGAGCUUCGAUCCCGUGACCGGGCGAACAGAUGUUCUGGUACGAAACCUCUACUUUGCCAACGGAGUGGCCGUGUCGCCGAAUCAGGAUUUCGUGGUGUUCUGUGAAUCUUUCAUGAGUAGAUGCCUACAAUAUUACAUAAGCGGUGAGAAAAAGGGAACUGUUGAUAAGUUCAUCGAACAUUUACCUGGACUACCUGAUAACAUCCGGUAUGAUGGAGAAGGCCAUUUUUGGAUUGCAUUACCCACGGAGCUUAGCCUUCAAUGGAAGUUGACGUUGAAGUAUCCUAUCAUCCGGAAAGUGCUCGCGAUCUUGGAGAAGUACCUCAAGCGACCACAACUGGAGAAGAACGCCGGAGCCUUCACAGUUGAUCUAGAAGGAAAUCCAGUUGCACGAUAUUGCGAUCAAAGACUGAUUUAUAUAACGGGUGCCACAAAGAUUGGGAACUACUUGUAUUGUGGCUCCCUUGUCUAUCCUUACAUUAUCCGUCUCGACUUGACCAUACAUGGCGCCUGUUGAACUGCAAUCUGAUCAAGAAGCCUUUACCCGGAUCUUGAGCACUUCGAUUAGAGUGGAUUUUCAUUUUCAACAUAAUAAAUGAAGUGCAAAAUGUAGUCUCUUGUUAGAGAACUUAUAUAUCUCCAAGAGUUCGUAUUACUAUGGUUUAAUUGAUUGUGCAAGAUGUGAAUUUAUAUAUUGUUUUCGCAAUACAAUUAUGAUCUUAUGCGUGUA